AUGGCAAGACGCAAUAAACCGAUUCCAUUCUGCAAGUGCGGAACUAGAACUAUUUUGAAGACCUCAUGGACAGAAAGAAAUCCAGCGCGAAGAUAUAUUGAAUGUGCUCAAAAUCAGGUUAGAGGGUGUGGAUUUUGGGACUGGUAUGAUGAAGAAAUUUGUGAGAGAGCUAAGCAAGUAAUACCUGGCCUGUUAAGAAGUAAGAACAAAUUAGAAGCUGAGAAUGAAGCUCUGCAAAAGGAGGUUCGGGGAUGGCAAAGCAAAGCAAACGAGAUGGCACUGGAGAUAAAAAGACUAAAGGAGCAAUUGGAAAAAAAACAAAGGACAAGAAAGCUAGCAAAAAGUGUUUUUGUGAUUGGGGUGGUUGUUACAGUGUGGUUAAUAUGGAUGCAUGAGCCAACAAUGCCAAAUUCGAAGAGGUUGCAAAUUGCUAGUGUAUGA
Molecule: messenger RNA, 441 nt
Organism: Coffea arabica (coffee)
Lineage: Eukaryota; Viridiplantae; Streptophyta; Magnoliopsida; Gentianales; Rubiaceae
Source: RefSeq, a predicted model, not a curated record